This is a messenger RNA of Syzygium oleosum, 2191 nucleotides long. RefSeq names its product outer envelope protein 64, chloroplastic. The transcript has 13 exons. Lineage: Eukaryota; Viridiplantae; Streptophyta; Magnoliopsida; Myrtales; Myrtaceae. The record is from RefSeq and is a predicted model, not a curated record. Gene Ontology annotation, molecular function: protein binding. The coding region runs from base 55 to 1827 and encodes 590 amino acids.
UUCUUCUGCUCAAAAACUUAUCCCCUCUCUUUCUCUCUCUCUGCUCCGCCGGACAUGGCUUCUCAGACGGCCAACCUGUGGGUUCUCCUGGGGCUCGGCAUCGCCGGGAUUGUGCUGGUGACGAGGAAGCUGAAGCGCGCCGUCCGGGCGGACUUCGGCGCCUUCGUCCGCCGGCUCCACCUCCUCCCUCCGCCGCAGCCCGCUCCCCCCAAAGCUCCCCACCCGCUCACCGGCCUCGCCUUCGCCGUCUCCGACGUUUUUGAUAUUGAGGGAUGUGUAACGGGGUUUGGCCAUCCCGACUGGGAGAAGACGCACGAAGCAGCCGCUCGAACAUCGACAGUCGUGUCCACGCUCGUCGAAGGAGGUGCUACUUGUGUUGGGAAAACUGUUGUUGACGAAAUGGCGUUUGGUAUAAGUGGAGAAAAUAAGCAUUACGGUACACCCACAAAUCCUGCAGCGACUGCACGGGUACCCGGAGGAUCCUCCAGUGGAGCUGCUGUGGCUGUUGCCGCAAAUCUUGUUGACUUCUCUUUAGGUAUUGAUACUAUAGGUGGUGUGAGAGUGCCAGCAGGAUAUUGCGGUGUCAUAGGCUUCAGAUCAUCACAUGGCACUAUUUCGAACAUGGGAGUUCUACCAGUCUCGACAAGUUUGGACACAGUGGGCUGGUUUGCGAAGGAUCCUUCUAUUCUGCGCCGAGUUGGCCAUGUGCUGCUGCAAGUUCCAUUUGCAGUUCAACGUAAUCCGAGACAGAUGAUAAUAGCUGAGGAUUGUUUUCAGUUGUUAAAGAUUUCUGUAGACAGGGUUGUUCAGGUGGUUGUUAAAGCAACGGAGAAGCUGUACGGAAGGCAAAUUUUGAAGCAUGAAAAUCUGGAGUCCUAUUUCAAUUCUAAAGUUCCUAGCUUGAAAGCAUUUCCUGCCAAGAAAACUAAUGGUGAAUUGAAAAGGUCUUCUAUUAGAGAUCUUGCAGAAGUUGCGAUGUUUGUUCAAAGGCAUGAGUUCAUUACUAAUCAUGAAGAAUGGAUCCAUUCUGCAAAUCCUAUUCUGGAUGCUGUCAUCUCAAAGCAGUUGCAUAACACGCCACAGGCAGCAGAAGUGGACGUUGAUAAUUGCAGAUUAAUUAGGAAUGAAUUGCGAUCAGCUAUCAACUCACUGUUGAAGGAUGAUGGAAUUCUGGUUAUUCCUACCGUUGCUGACCCUCCUCCAAAACUCGGGGCGAAAGAGCUGCAAUCAGAAGACUACCAGAGCCGCGCUUUUAGUUUGUUGAGUAUUGCCAGCGUGUCUGGCUGCUGUCAGGUCUCAGUACCAGUGGGAUUUCAUGACAAGUCUCCUGUCUCUGUGUCUCUCAUAGCAAGGAACGGGGGGGAUCGAUUUUUAUUGGACACAGUUAAUGCCAUGUAUGCAACCUUGCAAGAACAGGCUGACAUAGCCAGCAAGUCAAAACUGACAAAAAACGCUGUCACACAGGAAGACUCAGCUGAAAUUGCAAAAGAGAAGGGAAACCAAGCUUUUAAAGAAAAACAGUGGCAGAAGGCAAUUAGUUUUUAUACGGAAGCUAUCAAGCUAAGUGGCAAUAAUGCUACAUAUUACAGUAACAGGGCAGCAGCAUAUCUAGAACUCGGAAGUUUUCUUCAAGCAGAGGCAGAUUCUACAAAAGCCAUCAGUCUUGAUAAAAAGAACAUAAAGGCCUACUUACGACGAGGCACAGCGAGAGAGAUGCUUGGCUACUACAAGGAAGCAAUUGAAGACUUCAACUAUGCACUUGUUCUCGAACCAACAAACAAAAGAGCGUCACUUUCUGCUGAGCGAUUGAGGAAGUUUUUUCUGUAGUCAUAAACUGGUCUGGCCGAGCUUCUGGGAUUUUUGAGUGCGAGGUUCUCAUCUUGCAUCCUGCACCAGUUCUGUUUUGCAUCAAGGAAUCCAAUUUACUGAUACAGCCACCCCCAUGCACGGUUCAUCAGUUAAUCUUGAAUGUCGACAUUCUAUUCAGCGUGCUAGGUAGGAAAGAGAACCAUUUUUUCACCCUCAUGGUAGAGUCAAGAGGUCAAAAGAGGAUACAAGUUCUUGAAUUCUUGGUCAGCAGGUCUUGGUCCUUGUCGAGCCAAUUUGUAUGUAUGGUCCAAUUUUGUUUUGUUUGAUAUACUACAUUUGAGUUGGUAAUUCGAGCUUUGAGGCAUGAUCUUUGUUUGUUCAA